Molecule: messenger RNA, 1620 nt
Organism: Helobdella robusta
Lineage: Eukaryota; Metazoa; Annelida; Clitellata; Rhynchobdellida; Glossiphoniidae
Exons: 5
Coding region: 250-852 (200 amino acids)
Biological process (GO): protein dephosphorylation
Cellular component (GO): cytoplasm
Molecular function (GO): protein tyrosine/serine/threonine phosphatase activity
Source: RefSeq, a predicted model, not a curated record
GUUUGAUCGGUUUGUUUAUUUACCUUUAUUUAUUUAUCGGUUUUUUAUUUGGCUAAGAAAUUUCUAAAUUUUUGAUUAAAGUUAUCUAAAUUACUGCACCAAGUUAUUCCUUUCUGCUGAGCUGUUCUAGCACUUGUUAGUUUUUUAUUAAUUUAAUGUUAGUAACAACUACUAGAUCUAGCUUGGUCUCUAAUUCUCUAGCUAUUAAAAAUAAUAGAAACAGUGAACACAAUUUCAUCACAAAAAAUAAUGGCAACGACAGAAAUAAGUAAAAUUCCAAGCAACAGUGAUUUGCUGGGUCCUCAAAAAGCUGAAGUUUUAAAACAAAUGGAUAUCACGUUUGUUUGUGAUGGUUUAUAUUUAAGUGAUUUUGAAUCGCUCUCACCUGAGAAGAUUCAAAAACGAAAUGUUACAACAGUCAUCAAUGCUGCCCUAGAAAUACCAGAAGUUGAUAUACCAGGCGUCGCAGUGAAGCACCUACAAGUUUAUGACGUGGCAACUGCCAAUAUAAACCAACAUUUUGACGAAUGUGCUGAUCUAAUUCAUGCAACAAAGCAAGCAGGCGCCAGCAGUCUGGUCCAUUGUGCAUUAGGAAUUAGUCGUUCAGUUACCAUUUGUCUAGCAUAUCUUGUGAAGUAUGAGAAUUUAACAUUAAGAGAAGCUUACUUCAUGUUGAAAGAAAAGCGCCAUGUAAUACGACCAAAUGACGGAUUCUGGAAGCAGUUGAUCUCGUACGAAUAUGAAAAGAGAGGAAAGUCAACAGUUCGUAUGCUGGUCUACCCUAUGGGAACAACACCCGAUGUCUAUAAAAAUCAGACUAGCCGAACUUUGGGCUUCCAAAGAAGAAAAUGAGCAUACAACUUUAGAUGACCUGAUCAGCUAGACCUCAAAAAACUUCUUUUGACUGAAUCAUUUGUAUUUUUCCAAAUUAAUGGCAGAUAUUUAUUUAAACUAUGUGAAAUUUUAGUAUUAUGUUGAAAAUAGUCCCCUUUGCAAUUUGUUUGCCAAACUCUAACAAUGUUGAUGAACGUUUCUCUGUUAAUGUGAUGUUGAAUAAAUGUUAUUCUGUUAAUGUGAUGUUGAUGCAAUUACUUGUGUUAACAGCAAGUUGAUUUUGACACGUGCAUCACGCACGCACACACACACACACACACACUAGCGGACAUGUGCAGAGAAGACAUUGGAAGAUGUUAUUGAAACUAAUUUUUGUGCCAUGCAUUGUAUUAUUUAUCUUUUACACAAUCAUAAUUUAAUGUUUAUCGUUUUAUAUGUUAAUUAUUCUUACAAACGAACAUUUCGUUGUGACUAAUCAUUAAAAUGCGGAAUCUGCAGCACAUUGCAGAAAGAUGUUGCAUAUCUACUAACGAUUACAUGACUGUGAUAUGUUGUAUUAUGUCAUUUUGUCCUUUAAUAACUCUUGUACAGAUAUUUGUAUUUAGGUAGAAUAUUUUUGAAGUUUAACUUUUUGAAAGUAUGAAAAUAAUAAAAUAAAACUUCUUAUUUUUUUCUGGUUGAAAUCAUUUUGUUUCAUCACGUGUUUUUUAUUUAUUAUUUUAGUUGAAUUUCUAGCAAACCAAUUGGGUAAAACUUAUUGAUCGAGAUUAAUAUGAAUUAAACGAU